Trichechus manatus latirostris (Florida manatee) is the source of this 4015-nucleotide messenger RNA. RefSeq names its product KLF transcription factor 11 (gene KLF11). Gene Ontology annotation, biological process: regulation of transcription by RNA polymerase II. The coding region runs from base 37 to 1602 and encodes 521 amino acids. The record is from RefSeq and is a predicted model, not a curated record. Gene Ontology annotation, molecular function: DNA-binding transcription factor activity, RNA polymerase II-specific; RNA polymerase II cis-regulatory region sequence-specific DNA binding. Lineage: Eukaryota; Metazoa; Chordata; Mammalia; Sirenia; Trichechidae. The transcript is spliced from 4 exons.
UCGCGGCCGCUUUGUUGCAUCUUGACCGCCGGCACCAUGCACACGCCGGGUUCCGCGGGUUCUGGCGACGCGAGCUCGGUUGACAUCAUGGACAUAUGUGAGUCCAUCCUGGAGAGGAAGCGGCAUGACAGCGAGCGGUCUACGUGCAGCAUCUUGGAGCAGACAGACAUCGAAGCUGUUGAGGCUCUUGUAUGCAUGAGCUCCUGGGGACAAAGAUCCCAGAAAGGUGACCUGUUGAAGAUAAGACCCCUCACACCUGUCUCUGACUCUGGGGAUGUCACCACCACUAUGCAUGUGGACACAGCCGCAUCUGAGCUACCAAAGGACUUCCAUUCUUUAUCAACUCUGUGCAUGACUCCUCCACAGAGCCCUGAUCUCAUGGAACCAUCAACAGGGGCACCUGUUCCUUCCCAAGUGACUGAUUCCAAAGCAUGCACGGUCACGGCCAUCGCCCCCGCCUCUGCUGUGGCUGCCAAAGUGCUAAGUGGGAAGGCCGGGAGUGGGCUGCCUGGCUCGAAGCCCGAGAUGCUGGAGCCAGCCCCUGGCCCACCCUGCAGAGCCGUGGUGACGAGUGUGGUGACGAGUGUGAUCCGGCACACGGGGGAGAGUCCUGCUCCUGCCCACAUUCCUGCAGCCCAGUCUCAAGAACAGGGACUUUUAGACAACAGAGGAGAAGCACAAUUUCUGGGCCCUUGUGCAGCUUUGCAGGACACACACCUCGCUGACAGUUUACUCAGCACAAAGUCGGUAUCCUGUCAGCCUUGCUCGGACAACUCUGGUGGCCUGAUCCCCACCGAUAAAGGCCAACAGGCGGGAUGGCCUGUUGCUGUUCAAAACUGCUCACCAAAGAAUUAUGAAAAUUACUUGCCAAGGAAAGCCACCCAUCUGAUUUCUGUCCCCGUCCCCAGCCCCCCUGUCCUUUGCCAAAUGAUCCCCAUGUCUGGACAGAGUAGCGUGAUACCAGCUUUUUUGAAGUCUCCUCCCCCACUGUCUGCAGGGACUGUCAAGCCCAUCUUACCCCAGACUACUCCAGUCGCCCAGCCUGUGUUCAUGGGACCACCUGUGCCUCAGGGAACUGUGAUGCUCGUCCUCCCCCAGGCUGCCCUCCCCCAGCCUGCCACCUGCCCAUCGAGUGUGAUGGCUGUUGGGAAUACCAGGUUACUGCCCCUUGCUCCUGCUCCAGUUUUCAUCGCAUCCAGCCAAAACUGUGCCCCUCAGGUAGACUUUUCUCGAAGGAGGAACUAUGUUUGCAACUUCCCAGGCUGCCGGAAAACCUACUUCAAAAGUUCCCACCUCAAGGCUCACCUUCGCAGUCACACAGGGGAGAAGCCUUUCAAUUGCAGCUGGGAUGGCUGUGAUAAAAAAUUUGCUCGUUCAGAUGAACUUUCUCGCCACCGUAGAACGCACACAGGGGAGAAGAAGUUUGUGUGUCCAGUGUGUGAUCGGCGUUUCAUGCGCAGUGACCACUUGACGAAGCAUGCCCGGCGUCACAUGACUACUAAGAAGAUCCCUGGCUGGCAGGCAGAGGUUGGCAAACUGAACAGAACUGCCUUGGCGGAAAAACCUGGGAGCCCCCUCGGGACCAUGCCGGUCUCUGCCUGAAAGGUCAGCCAGGGAAUUACCAACGGGAUUUUUUUUAAGCCUUUUUUAUUCAGGAAUGGAAGUAACACAAUAGAGAAUUGGUCAUUUCCUCUCCCAAAAGAAAAAAAAAAUCGUUUUGGGGGGCUAGGAGGUAGUGGGGAGCUGGUUCUGCUGAAAGUGUGUCAACUUUUCUUUUUUGGUUGGGACCCUGUUCAAUAUCUUUUGUAGUUUUCAGAAUUUUUUGUUAAGGAAAUAGAAGAAAAUUUGAUGAGCUAAAUCACCAGCGUUCAAAUAUUUCGGCAAUAAAGUUUACAAAAUCUGGAUUUUUACAACCUUUCUAUUCAUGUUUUGUAGAAAUGAGACAGGGUACUAAUUUUUAUACGGUUUUCUAUAAAAAAUAUUUAUAUUGUUGUGCUCAAAACCCACCAAUUUCUAGAUAGAUGAUUUUGCAACCUGCUUUCCAAUGUUUAAUAACAAAGUUUUAUAGUGACCCUUUUUAAUAAACUUGGCGCAUUAUCCAGCCGAAAGGAAAUCACAAGUACGUAAACAGGCCUUUUAGAUCUAAGAGUUUUUUAGAAUCAGAACUGGUUCAAAAGGGCCUCUGAAAGAAAAGGGAAAAACGAACUUUGCUAUCAGCUUCUUUGUGACAUUUUCAGGCAAAAUUCCAAGCAUCCAUUCCUUCUGGGCUUGCAGCCCAAGGAACUAAAAUUUUGGUUAACCUGUGACCAUGAUGUGACUUAUGAAGGGUGUACCCCAGAGGAUAACUUAAAAUACCUAAUAUACCCAGUGAGCAGGGAGUUGCUAUAGGAUUUGAGUGUCUGUGUUUAACAUGUGUCUUUUUGGGCCAUUGCUUUGCUGAAGACAAACCAUUCACAGUCCUGUGUGUAUCUAAAACACCAAAAAGAUGAUGUAAGCACUCACACCCUGCCGCUUUGUAAAUUGUAAAUUGACUUCAUUUGAUGUGGCCUUUUGAGGUACCCUUACUGUGGGUAGAAUAACUUAGAGUAAAAGGAAAUGUCCUCAUGGGUUGAAUGAACUUUCCACCAAAGUACAGCUUGUCUGUGCGUGUGCCCUUGCCCAGCUCCAGAGUUGGAAUUCCUUUAUUAAGAAAUAAAAACCAUUGGAAAUGCAAGUUAUGCUAAAUGGCAGUAAUACUCCCCAGCUGUCCUUUCAUCCCUUUUGUUUGGAGGAAAAUUUUUUGAUCAAACUAAAUAGGAACAGAGGAGAAGCGAGAAGUUUUUUGCAGUCUACCUAGAAAAUAGACCACAGGCACCACUCUGAACAUAGUAAAUGUUCUAGAUAUAGAAGAGACGCUGUCCUCCUGUGCCAAGUAAGCCACUGAAACUUUUUUGUUAAACAUUGUUAGAAAUUCAGGCAACAGAAUAAAUGCAAGGAACAUAUGGAAUGUUGCACUACUUGGUUAGCCUGGGAAUAUUUUUUACUGUGUGGUGUGUAUUUAGAUUUUGUCUUUGCCCUUUAGUUAUUGGCAUUUACCUUUAUUAAAAUGACGGUAAGGUGAAAUAUUGGAUAAUUAAAUGUAAUUAAGUUUUGUGUUUGAUACAGACCUCACCUGAUCAUCCAUUGUGUGUUAUACUUGACACCCAUUAUGUUGCCCGUUAUUAUCAACUGCUAUUUGACAUAUAUGUUUGUAAGUGCUGCCUGUAUUUUUUGGAGGUUUUCACGUUUUUGGACACUUUCAUAGUUGAGUAUUCCUACUUGUCAUGAGACAUAAUCCAGUUGCAAGAGAACUAUAAUUAAAUGUAUAUAUCUCAUGUUUUUUCCCCACCAACCCAGUCCUUUCUCUCCCCCACUCAUGUCUUAAAUCAGCGUAAACAUUUUUGACUAUGUGUAUGCCGUAAAUGGCAUCAAAUUUGCAUAUUUUAAAAAUUAUAACAUGCAAAAUAAUACUAGUUGUUCUGGUGGAUAAUACAAGAUCUUUGAGUAUUUGGUUGAGUCUCACAUAGAACUUCAUUCUUUGAGGUGUGUUGUUUCUAAAGAAGAAAUGUAUUGAAAAUAGAUGUUUUAAUUUACGCUUCCAUUUCCUGAUUAGAUUUAGAAAUACCGUCUAUAAAUGACCUCUGUUUUUUAGUUUGUCCAUGGAAAGACUAAGUUGGGAACCAGUUCCCUAGUUAUCCUGAGAACCAGAACCCUCGUUGUGUGUUGUUUCGGUGUGGAUUCCUCAUCGGUUGGCCCUUGGUGGUUGGAUGGCUCUGGGUGGUAAGGGCAGAGCGUGAUGAGGCAGGUUCCCCAGUGCACUUUAUUGCCUGAGCAGUUUCGCUUGAUCUUUUUUGACUUUGAGCCUUUUUUAGUAGUUUCAAUAAUAAAAUUUUAAAUGUUUCCUAAUUAUGUUUUAUGUAACAGACUUCGACUUAUUAUUUAAAAGAGUAUAUGUAAUGUAACUUUUUUCUUUGAAUCAUAUAAAACUUUUUUGAUU